AUGCCACAGGUUCUGGGACUGCUGUUUGCGGUGGCACUUGUGCUGAGAGCGAAGGCUCAGCUGAACCUCCCAGCCACCCCACAGCUUUUCACCUACGAUGUGGUGAAGGAAUAUCCACACGACCCCGACGCUUUCACACAGGGCCUCCAAUUUGACAGGGCUGGGGCCACAGAAUUUUUCUGGGAGUCCACAGGGAUGCAUGGGCAAUCGACUGUGAGGCAGGUUGAGUUGGAGUCCGGGAAGGUGCUCCGCAGCAAGGCUCUUGAUCCGAGCGACUUUGGAGAAGGCCUCACAAAGCUGGGGAACAAGUUGUACCAGGAAGUGUGGCAGAGUGGGAAGCUGUACGAGUACGACACUCUCAACUUUGAUGAUGUCAAGACCUUGGCAGGACCACUGACUGACGGCUGGGGAAUCACGACAGACAACACGUCCCUGAUCCUCAGCGAUGGGAGCAGCUCCCUUGCAUUUGUCGAUCCUGCAACUCUGACGGUGACUGAUGGCGGAUUCCUGGUCUAUGCUCUGAAUGAGCUCGAAUAUGUGAACGGAGAGAUUUGGGCAAACAUUUGGCUGACAGACUGCAUUGCCCGCAUCGACCCAGCCACAGGCACCGUCAAGGCGUGGAUCCUGAUGUCACAGCUGCGCACCGCGCUGCAAGCUCAGAACAUCCAGCAGACCUACCCAAUGGAUGUCCUUAACGGCAUUGCGUAUGACGACGCCACGGGAAGGCUGUUUGUGACGGGCAAGUACUGGCCGCGCCUGUAUGAGGUCAAGCCCAGGCUGCAGAGCGCCAGCCCCAACCCCCUAGAACUGCUGGACGCACGGCGCCGCUGCAUAAAGAGCAGCAGCGGUUUCUGA
Messenger RNA from Coccomyxa subellipsoidea C-169, 855 nucleotides. RefSeq names its product glutamine cyclotransferase. The transcript has 6 exons. Gene Ontology annotation, molecular function: glutaminyl-peptide cyclotransferase activity. The record is from RefSeq and is a predicted model, not a curated record. NCBI's taxonomy places the organism in Eukaryota, Viridiplantae, Chlorophyta, Trebouxiophyceae, Coccomyxaceae. The coding region runs from base 1 to 855 and encodes 284 amino acids.